CUCUCCUUCCACACUUUCUCUAGCUCAUCAGCUUAGCUAGCCAUUCCACCUCCAUCGUCCAUGGCGAUGGCGAUCGCGACGGCCGCCUUGCUCUCUCUCCUCGCCGUGCUACGCGCCGGCGGCGAUGUCGACGAUGGUGGCGGCGCGAUCAUGGAGCCCUGCCUCGCGGCGGCCGGCGUGCGGAACGUGACGGCGCGCCGGGAGCGCGACGCGUACGACGCGGCGCUGCGGGCGUCGGCGCAGAACCUCCGGUUCGCGGGCGACGGCGUGGCGAAGCCGGCGGCGGUGGUCGUGCCGGCGACGAGGGGCGAGCUGCGCGACGCCGUGCGGUGCGCGCGGGAGGCCGGGCUCGGCGCCGUGCGGCUCCGGAGCGGCGGGCACAGCUACGAGGGGGUGUCGUACACCGGGGAGGACGACGGCGGGUUCGUCGUCGUCGACCUCCUGGCGCUCGACGGCGUCCGCGUCGACGCCGCGUCGCGCACGGCGUGGGUGGAGUCCGGCGCGACGCUGGGCCAGGUGUACCAAGCCGUCGCGGCGGCGAGCCCGGCCCUGGCGUUCUCGGCGGGGUCGUGCCCCACCGUCGGCUCCGGCGGCCACAUCGCCGGGGGAGGGUUCGGCUUCCUCUCGCGCAAGUACGGCCUCGCCGGCGACAAUGUCAUCGACGCCGUGCUGAUCGCCGCCGACGGCCGGGUGCUCGACCGCGCCGGCAUGGGCGAGGACGUGUUCUGGGCGAUCCGUGGCGGCGGCGGCGGCACGUGGGGCGCCGUCUACGCGUGGCGCAUCCAGCUCGUCCCGGUGCCGGAGCGCGUCACGGCGUUCGUCGUCAACCGGCCCGGCACCGCCGAGUCCGUCGCCGAGCUCGUCGCGGCGUGGCAGCACGUCGCGCCAUGGCUGCCCGACGAGUUCUACCUCUCGGCGUUCGUCGGAGCCGGCUUGCCGGAGAUGAACCGGACCGGCAUCUCGGUCACGUUCAAAGGCUUGUACCUUGGGCCGGCACACGAAGCGGUCGAGAUACUGACGGCUAGGUUGCCCGAAAUCGGGUUAUCGGAUCUGAACCCGAUAGAGAUGAGUUGGAUCGAAUCCGUCGUCUUCUUCUCGGGCCUACCUCAAGGGAGCUCUGUGUCCGAUCUGACGGACAGGGUGCUCCACAAGAAGAAGUACUUCAAGGCCAAGUCGGAUUAUGUGCGCCGUCCGAUGCGCAUCGGUGAACUGAUCAGAGCCAUUGAUCUCUUAUCAACGGAGCCAAAAGCAUAUGUUAUCCUGGACCCGUAUGGCGGGGCGAUGGAUCGGAUCGGGUCUGCAAGUCUACCAUUCCCACAUAGAAGAGGUAAUAUUCAUGGUAUCCAAUACUUGAUCGAAUGGACGGCGAAUGAUGAUGAUCAUAGAGAGGAGUAUAUGGACUGGAUACGCCGAUUUUAUGAGUUUAUGGGAUCAUAUGUACCAAAUAGCCCACGUACCGCGUACAUAAACUACAUGGAUCUUGAUCUAGGCAUGAACAAUUGGUCUAAUCUUCGAAUGUAUGGAGGUGAUGGAAUCCCUAAUCCAGAAGUCGAGGCGGCACGGGUAUGGGGCGAGAGGUACUUCUUGGGAAACUAUGAUCGACUGGUACGUGCCAAGACUGCUAUCGAUCCAGACAACGUGUUUCGCAACGCGCAGAGUAUCCCUCCACUUGGGAGUCGGAGGAUGAGUAGGAUUCCACGUGGCAUCUCACCCAAGAUUGCAUCCAAGGACAAAACUUAUGAUAGCUAGGUUUGAACAUACAAACAAAAUUGCUAAUGUGGGUGUGUUUUGAUUUGAUUUUGGGCGUGUUGCUUUCAUGUGGUGCUGCCCAUAAGGAUGAGUCGUGUUCCUUUUGGGGAGAAUUGUGAUUUGGAUUGGUAGAUACGGCAGAAAAUGAGAGGUUGGAUUGUUAGGUUUUGCCUCCAUUUGUGAAAUGAUCAAUGUCAUAUCAAAUAUGUAAAAAAAUUGGAACAAUGAUAAGCUUGUGGAUUAGCUAGAAGGACGUA
Oryza sativa Japonica Group (Japanese rice) is the source of this 2006-nucleotide messenger RNA. Its product is annotated as berberine bridge enzyme-like D-1. The record is from RefSeq and is a predicted model, not a curated record. Gene Ontology annotation, molecular function: FAD binding; oxidoreductase activity. Lineage: Eukaryota; Viridiplantae; Streptophyta; Magnoliopsida; Poales; Poaceae.